Molecule: messenger RNA, 4407 nt
Organism: Ictalurus furcatus (blue catfish)
Lineage: Eukaryota; Metazoa; Chordata; Actinopteri; Siluriformes; Ictaluridae
Product: probable carboxypeptidase X1
Exons: 9
Coding region: 2874-4205 (443 amino acids)
Biological process (GO): proteolysis
Molecular function (GO): zinc ion binding; metallocarboxypeptidase activity
Source: RefSeq, a predicted model, not a curated record
AUAUCAUGCGACGUGCUUAAUUGCCACGUCACCUGAUCACAGCAGGCCUAUAAAUAGGCAUGAUGUUACACAAGCUUCAGAUACCUUAUUUUUUGUUUACUUAAUGUAUUUAGUUAGUUAAUUACUUACUUUGUAUUUGUUUUUGUUUAUUUGUUGUUUUUUAUUUGUUUUCUUUUGUUGUUUUCUAUACAUUUAUUUAGUUUAUAUUUUCUAUUUAUUUGUUUUGUUUUGAUUUGAUUUGUUUUUAUUUAGUUGUUUGUUUCUAUGUAUAUUUGUUUGUUUUUCUUUUGUUUAUUUGUUUGUUUUAUUUAUUAUGUUUUUAUUGAUUUGUUUGUUUUAUAUAGUUUUUAUUUGUUCCUUUCUUAUUUUAUUUAUAUAUUUAUUUGUUUGUUUGUUUUAUUUGGUUAGUUGCUGUUAUUUGUUUCUUUGUGUUCUGUUUAUUUAUUUUUAUGCCUUUAUUGAUUUCUUUGUUUCUGUGUAGUUUAGUUUGUUUUAAUUAGUUUCUUUGUUAGUUUUGUUUGAUAUUAUUUCUUUGUUUAAUUAAUGUAUUUUGUUAGUUAGUUAAUUAGCUUGUUUUUAUUUAUUUAUUCAUUUGUUUUCUAUUGAUUUAUUUUGUUUUAAUUUUCUAUUUAUUUGAUUUGUUUUUUUUUGUUAUUUGUUUCCACAUAGUUUUGUUUGAUUUUAGUUGUUUCUUUUGUUUUAUUUGUUUGUUUGUUUACUUCCUUAUUUAGUUAGUUUUACUUUAACUAGUUUUACUUAGUUUUUAAGUAGUUUUUUGUAGAUUUUAUAUAUUUGUUUUAUUUAUUUGUUUGUUUGUUUGUUUGUUUGUUUGUUUGACUGAUUGAUUUUGUAUAUACCCAGAAUAUUAUUAUUAGAUUCUUCUCGUUGUGUUUUUUUAUCAGCUUUAAAAGUUAAAAAUCCUGGCCUUAUGAGAAAAGCUCACAGCGGGCCUAAGGGUUACAAUAGACCCAAAUAGCAUUUACCAAUGGCAAGUGGAAGAAAGAACACACAACAAACUGGACUUCAGACAUCACAAUUACAAGGAAAUGAGAAAGGUACGUUCUGACUUCUUGAGGUACAGUAGCAGUCUUGAUGCUGUCAUAUGAAAAUAAGGCACGGCUGGGGUGUGGGGAGGUAGUGAUGCGGCACGAAAACAUUGCAUUAUUUUCAUAUAACAGCACGGUCUGGAGUGUGUUAUACAACAUACCAUUUAAACCACUUUGCCAAUGAUUAACUAAUGUACAAAAUGUCUCAGGGCGCACGGUGGAUUAGUGGUUAGCAUGUUUGCCUCACACCUCUGGGGUCUGGGGUUUGAGUCCCACGGGGUCGGUGCCCCGUGACCCUGAAAAGGAGUAAGCGGUAGAAAAUGGAUGGAUGGAUGGGCAAAAUGUCUCAUAGUUUAUAGUUAGAGUUAACGUUGUGGAACGUAUGAGAGACUAGUUCGUCUCUGUUCUCACAGAUAAACAGUGAUUCCUUCACCAGUCUCUCUCUCUCUCAAAAAGGCACUGUUUACAGAAAGCCUAAAAUCUUCUGUCCUGAAGAUUUUUCCUGUACUGAUGAACUUCACAAAGCACCAUGACUGUUAUGAAGCACUUACAAGCGAGAUUCCUUCCAUAAAUGUUAAAUAGACAGAAAAAAGUCCCCACAUCAACAAUUGUAUGUUUUACUUUGUUAACAACAACAUGUGUUUUUAAUAUCUGUGUAUUAUUAGUCAUAGUAUGUGCAUCCAGCGUAUGCUCAUAUGUGCGUAUGAGCUGUUACCAUAGAAAAGAUAAUAUGUUAGAACAAGCGCAUUAAUAUUAACCUGUUGUUUAUGUUACAGCUGGAACUACCUGUGCUGUCAUACAAAAAUAAUGCACACCUUCUGACCAAUCAGAUUCAAGCAUUCAGCCACGCUGUGUGUGUGCUUUGGCAGAGCCGCUCAGGUUCCUGGUGUCUGACUGAGUUCUGAGGUUCACCACACUCACCAGAAAACAAAUAUUACUCCAGGCUCUUAUUUAUUCUCAUCCUGUCCUCUGAAAAUAACCACCAACCAGCAGGGAACAGUGGUCAACACUAGCGUUAAUGUUUAUGUCAAUAUAUUUCAAUUUUGGCUUAGAAAGGAAGAAUAGGAACAACUUUCUGCAAAAUUCCCAUCUUUAGGAGGUGUUCUGGAUAAGAACUGUUGGUGUGACGAAUUAUCAACAUGACAUUAUAACCUGAUCUGAAAUAAUUACGUCAUUAACUAUUGUUAAAUGUUAAAUGAACUAUUCAAAAAAAAGGUUAUGUCCUGUAGAUGUGUGUGAUAUGACAGUAAAGUAAUGCAAAAGCAUUUUUAAAAAAUAAUUAUGGAUGGAUGGAUUUUUGGAUGGAUGGACAGAUGCUGCAUUUAAGAGGUGGGUGCAUGGAUGGAUGGAUGAAGCAGUUAGGCUUAAAAAUGGAAGAAUGGAUGGAUGGCUGGAGCAAGGCAGAUGGAUGGGUAGAUGGAUGGAUGGGUGAAUGGAUGGAUGGAUGGAUGGAUGGAUGGAGCUGAUAGAAAGUUCUAUAAAUGGAUGGAGAAAGCAUUCAAGAAGCUCUACAAAGGGAUGAAACAUUUAUGAAGUGUUAUAGAUGGAAGGAUGAAGCAUUUAGAAAGCACAAUGGAUGGUUGCUGGAUAGAGCAGUUAAGAAGUACUAUAGAUGGACAGAGUACUUAUGAAGGGUUAUAGAUUCUAGAAGCGUAGUUACCACCUCAGUGUUAUAUCGCAUUUUAUUUUUCCAUGUACCGUGAUACAGUAUCUUGGUCGGUUAUUAAUUCGUAUUGUUGUUGUUUUUUUUUCUUCUAACCUUCGCAGACUGGAAGAUUUAACUACCUGUGACAUCACUCACGUUAUUGUAUUUAUCUUUUCUAGCUAAUGAGGUCAGUGAAUGAGGCUUGUCCAGACAUCACACGCAUCUACAGCAUCGGGAAGAGCUACAUGGGCCUGAAACUUUACGUGAUGGAGAUCUCUGAUAACCCAGGCAAACACGAGCUGGGCGAGCCGGAGUUCCGCUAUGUGGCAGGGAUGCACGGAAACGAGGCUCUGGGCCGAGAGCUGCUGCUGAACCUGAUGCAGUACAUCUGUCAGGAGUACAAACAGGGCAACCAGCGCAUAGUCCAUCUAGUUAAGGAGACUCGUAUCCAACUACUGCCCUCCAUGAACCCUGACGGCUACGAGAUGGCCUACAAGAAGGGAUCCGAGCUAGCUGGCUGGGCUCUAGGUCGUUUCAGCUAUAAAGGCUACGACAUGAACAACAACUUCGCCAAUCUGAACUCUGUGAUGUGGGAUGCCAUGGAGCUGGAGACAGACAAGUCGAAACUCAUUAACCAUUACAUGCCUAUUCCUAAACAGUACACAUCGAAGGAUGCUUUGGUGGCCUCGGAGACACGUGCGGUUAUCAGCUGGAUGCAGUCGAUCCCCUUCGUACUGAGCGCCAACCUGCAUGGCGGUGAGCUGGUGGUCACAUACCCGUUCGACAUGGCACGAGACUGGGCUCCUCGCGAACACACCCCCACCCCGGACGACAGCUUCUUCCGCUGGCUCGCCACUGUCUACGCCAGCACCAACCAUGUCAUGUCCAGUCCAGACCGCCGGCCAUGCCACAACAAGGACUUCACUAGGCAAAACAACAUUGUAAACGGCGCUAACUGGCACACGGUGCCCGGCAGCAUGAACGACUUCAGCUACCUGCACACGAACUGCUUCGAGGUGACAGUAGAGCUGUCGUGUGAUAAAUUCCCUCAUGCCAGCGAGCUGCCUCUUGAGUGGGAGAACAACAGAGAGUCGCUGCUGGCCUACAUGGAGCAGGUCCACCGAGGCAUUAAAGGAAUCAUAAAAGACAAAGACACCAAGGCUGGAAUCUCAGACGCCAUCGUUAAGGUGGACGACAUCGACCAUCACAUCAGAUCUGCAUCUGAGGGGGAUUACUGGCGCCUGCUGAACCCUGGGGACUACACGGUGACUGUGCUGGCAGAGGGAUACGUGCCGGUCACGCGCUCCUGCAGGGUGGAAUACGAGUACUACCCCACCAUCUGCGACUUCCAAUUAAGCAAAACGCCCAAGCAGAGGCUGCGUGAGAUCCUCGCCAAGGGGGGAAAGAUCCCCAAAGGGCUGCAGCUCCGACUGCGCCAGCUGUAUCUGCGCAAAGCGGGUGCCAACAACCGACAGCGGACUGCACAGCGGUGCGUGGUCAGGAAAACACGUUAACCUUUGACCUGUUUUGCAGAGCAGAUACAGGACACUUUCGUAUUAUGAAUUAGAUUUGGGAUAAAUCUUACAUUCCCUGUAAUUAAGGAUUGCAGUGUUUAUAAGCAGCACGUUAUCAAUCAAAUGUUUUACCUCACUCUUUUUUUUUCAGUCUGGAACUGAUGUUUUUAAAGAAUAAAAUUAAAGUUUGAGUGCUCACAAA